Cavia porcellus (domestic guinea pig) is the source of this 1465-nucleotide messenger RNA. RefSeq names its product developmentally regulated GTP binding protein 1 (gene Drg1). The coding region runs from base 148 to 1251 and encodes 367 amino acids. Lineage: Eukaryota; Metazoa; Chordata; Mammalia; Rodentia; Caviidae. Gene Ontology annotation, biological process: cytoplasmic translation. The transcript is spliced from 9 exons. Gene Ontology annotation, molecular function: GTP binding; GTPase activity. The record is from RefSeq and is a predicted model, not a curated record. Gene Ontology annotation, cellular component: cytoplasm.
GCGAGUCUCUCGCGAGAUAUCUCGCGAGACUUAGGAAGUAACGCGUCUGCGCAUUGCCACAUCCCUGGUGGUGUCUUGUCGGUGGCGUGGUGUGUGAGGGAAGAUAGCUAGUGUGGAGGCUACUGCGUCCCCCCUGGACUCGUCACCAUGAGUAGCACUUUAGCAAAGAUUGCGGAGAUCGAAGCCGAGAUGGCUCGGACUCAGAAGAACAAGGCCACAGCACAUCACCUAGGGCUGCUUAAGGCUCGCCUUGCUAAGCUUCGUAGAGAACUCAUCACACCAAAAGGUGGUGGUGGUGGUGGGCCAGGAGAAGGUUUUGAUGUGGCCAAGACAGGUGAUGCUCGAAUUGGGUUUGUGGGCUUUCCAUCUGUGGGGAAGUCAACACUGCUGAGUAACCUAGCAGGAGUAUAUUCUGAGGUGGCAGCCUAUGAGUUCACUACUCUGACUACUGUGCCUGGUGUAAUCAGAUACAAGGGUGCCAAGAUCCAGCUCCUAGAUCUCCCAGGUAUCAUUGAAGGUGCCAAAGAUGGGAAAGGUAGAGGUCGUCAAGUCAUUGCAGUGGCCCGAACAUGUAAUUUAAUCCUGAUCGUUCUGGAUGUCUUGAAACCCUUGGGACACAAGAAGAUAAUUGAAAAUGAGCUGGAAGGCUUUGGUAUUCGCUUGAAUAGCAAACCUCCUAACAUUGGCUUUAAGAAGAAAGAUAAGGGAGGCAUCAAUCUCACAGCGACUUGCCCUCAGAGUGAGCUGGAUGCUGAAACUGUGAAGAGCAUUCUGGCGGAAUACAAAAUUCAUAAUGCUGAUGUAACUUUGCGUAGUGAUGCCACAGCUGAUGACCUCAUUGAUGUGGUGGAAGGAAACAGAGUAUAUAUCCCUUGUAUCUAUGUGUUAAACAAGAUUGAUCAGAUCUCCAUUGAGGAAUUGGAUAUCAUCUAUAAGGUGCCACACUGUGUACCCAUCUCUGCCCAUCAUCGCUGGAAUUUUGAUGACUUGUUGGAGAAGAUCUGGGACUAUCUGAAACUAGUGAGAAUCUACACCAAACCCAAAGGUCAGUUACCAGAUUACACAUCUCCUGUAGUGCUGCCUUAUUCCAGGACCACAGUGGAGGAUUUCUGCAUGAAGAUUCACAAAAAUCUUAUCAAAGAAUUUAAAUAUGCUCUGGUCUGGGGUCUCUCUGUGAAACACAAUCCUCAGAAAGUGGGUAAAGACCAUACACUGGAGGACGAGGAUGUCAUUCAAAUUGUGAAGAAGUGAAACCUUCCUCUUCCCCCAUCUGCUGGGCCAACCACAGCAGCUUUCCCCAUGACCAAGCACCCUACUCAUUUCUUUCUGGUUUUGGCAGCCACUGGAUCAAGAUACAGGGGUGGGAAAUGGAGGCACCCAAACUGGAACUUCAUUUGUCUUACUGUGGUGUCACCUUCUGUGCUGAACUGCAUAAAAGACCCAGUAGGCCUGUUCUCUAUGUGCA